Messenger RNA from Musa acuminata subsp. malaccensis (wild Malaysian banana), 1511 nucleotides. Its product is annotated as ASC1-like protein 1. Gene Ontology annotation, biological process: ceramide biosynthetic process. Gene Ontology annotation, molecular function: sphingosine N-acyltransferase activity. Gene Ontology annotation, cellular component: membrane. The record is from RefSeq and is a predicted model, not a curated record. NCBI's taxonomy places the organism in Eukaryota, Viridiplantae, Streptophyta, Magnoliopsida, Zingiberales, Musaceae.
UUUAAAUCAUUCUCAGCUUUAGCGAAAAGCCUCAGACAGUGAGCGGCCAAGUAGACGCUUCUUUCCAACCCUCACCUUCAACCCGGUCUCCCUCCUCGGAGCUGUCUCGUCGAUCUCGAAUCCCAUGGCUUUGAUCGAAGCUUGGCGAUCGAUUGACUGGGAGCGAGAAUCGUACCCGGCCUACGAGGAUUUCUGGGCGAUGCCCUUCUUCGCGUUGCUCUUCCCCGCGGUCAGAUUGUUCCUCGAUAGGUUGGUGUUCGAGAAAUUAGCAAGGCGAGUUAUACAGCAAAACUCGAUCGAAAAGCUCAAGGUUGAAGUAGACAACAGGAGAAAAAAGAUUAAUAAGUUUAAAGAGUCAGCUUGGAAGUUUGUUUAUUUUCUUUCAGGUGAGCUGCUAGCUCUAUCAGUUACAUAUAAUGAGCCUUGGUUCACCAACACAAGAUACUUUUGGAUGGGGCCAGGAGAUCAGGUCUGGCCAGAUCAGAAGACAAAAUUAAAACUUAAGGCUGUCUAUAUGUAUGUUGCUGGCUUUUAUACAUAUUCAAUUUUUGCACUUGCAUUCUGGGAAACAAGGCGAUCAGAUUUUGGGGUGUCAAUGGCUCAUCACGUGGCAACUGUUGUUCUCAUUGUGCUAUCUUACAUAUUCAGGUUUGCUCGUGUUGGUUCAGUUGUUCUAGCCAUUCAUGAUGCUAGUGACGUGUUCAUGGAAACAGCAAAGAUGUCCAAGUAUGGCGGUUAUGAGAUGCUUGCUAAUGUAGCAUUUCUCCUAUAUGUUGUUUCAUGGAUAAUACUUCGUCUUACAUAUUUUCCUUUCUGGAUCCUUCGAAGUACAAGCUAUGAAGUUCUCUUGAAUUUGGACAAAGAAAAACACAAGUUUGAAGGACCAAUAUAUUAUUAUGUCUUCAACACUCUCCUAUUCUCACUGCUUGUUUUACAUAUCUAUUGGUGGAUAUUAAUGUUCCGAAUGCUUGUGAAACAAAUCCAAUCAGGGCAACUCGGCGAAGAUAUUAGAUCAGAUUCUGAAGGUGAAGACGAACAUGAAGAUUGAUGUACCUGGGAGAUGCAAUGCAUAACCGAAGAAAUCACCAAAAGAGAAUUUGGUGCUCAUGAUGUCUUCAACUUCAGAACUAAACUUCAUUAUUGGGAACCAAACAGUCUGCUGAUCUUGUAGACAUUUGAUUCCCCCAACGGGGCUGUGUUGUUGUACUAUGAAUUUAUCAUAGAAAAACCAGGCUAAACAUGCUAAACAUAGUAAACAUGUACUUUACAGAUUAGUAUAUGUUUUCUUCUCUUGUUUUAGAAGUGAUUGUUGAGUGAAUUGUCUUCAGGUCAUGUAAUUGGGUUAAAUCAUAUCAUUUAUCGGUUGACCAUGUUUUUAAGUGUUGACUACAGUUGUAUAAGUAGGUCAAAUAUAUGUCAAUCAAGUCGUCUGAUGGCUUGGUUACAUCAAACAUGCAUUUGUAUCAGUAUAUCCCAAUUCAUAGUGUGAUCAGAUUCCGAGUACGAUCCAA